AUGGCGAGGAUGCAAAAUGAAAGCAAUUUACAAGUAACAUUCUCAAAACGACGCGAUGGAGUCUUUAAAAAGGCAACUGAGCUCUCCACUUUUUGUGGUGCUGAUGUUGUUGUUGUAGUUUUUUCUCCUAGCAAAAAACCAUAUUCAUGUGGACACCCUUCCGUUGAGUCUAUUAUGAAUAGAUUUUUGGGAGAAAAUCCUUCGACUGAUACUGCUGCUCCUAACCCCAUCGUUAUUGCUCAGCAAAAUACUAAUACUGAUGAGAUCAAUAUGAAGCUAAACAGAUUGGAGAUUUCAUUGGCCUUGGAAGUUGGAGAUGAAGAAAUUGAAAGAGUAGUGAGCAUAAAAAAGGAGCGUGGUUCUGAAUCUCCAUAUCAAACCAUUGGAAGUGCAUUUGCUCCUCUAAGAGUUAUAGAACAUUGUUCGUCUGAUUCCGAUGAAGCAAUGAAUACAAGAAGGGCUAAUGCAAGAAGGGCACAAGAGGAGAAUGUGAAUGAGGAGGUUUCCCCUCAAGCUCCUCAAGACCCUCAAGAUCCUAAUGAUGAAGGGGUCAUGACUAAUGUGGAGAUAAGGGCGGCUUUUCAAACUUUGACCCAACUCAUGACUGUUCAAACUUAA
Molecule: messenger RNA, 618 nt
Organism: Solanum verrucosum
Lineage: Eukaryota; Viridiplantae; Streptophyta; Magnoliopsida; Solanales; Solanaceae
Product: agamous-like MADS-box protein AGL29
Exons: 3
Coding region: 1-618 (205 amino acids)
Biological process (GO): regulation of transcription by RNA polymerase II
Molecular function (GO): DNA-binding transcription factor activity, RNA polymerase II-specific; RNA polymerase II cis-regulatory region sequence-specific DNA binding; protein dimerization activity
Source: RefSeq, a predicted model, not a curated record